This is a messenger RNA of Cimex lectularius (bed bug), 1799 nucleotides long. Its product is annotated as NAD kinase-like. Lineage: Eukaryota; Metazoa; Arthropoda; Insecta; Hemiptera; Cimicidae. The record is from RefSeq and is a predicted model, not a curated record. The transcript has 12 exons. Gene Ontology annotation, molecular function: NAD+ kinase activity. Bases 121 to 1467 code for a protein of 448 amino acids. Gene Ontology annotation, biological process: NAD+ metabolic process; NADP+ biosynthetic process.
CACAAUAAAUAGAAGCGCCAGUCUGUGAACGUCGCUCCUCUUAGUCGAUACCUUGUUGUCAGACAGUAAGGUUAUAAACAUUCGGUUAUUUUGUUUAAACCUUGACACCAGAUCUGAGAGAUGAACGAAGAGGAUUUACACUUGGCCAAAGCGAUUGCCAGUAUGGACAUACCUUCCUCGGAUCCGCCCGACGCGAAGAAGACCCUUGUCAGCAGGGUCCAGGAGAAAAUACAAAACUUCAGCGGCACCCAACCUCCUCAACCAAACCAAGAAGAGGAGAGCUCCGGAUCUUCAGGCGCUUCGCCAGAUACUUCAAGGAGAACAAGAUCUCUGAAUGCUCCAAGCCCGGUUCCACAAUUUGGCCCUUGCGGCCGCAUUCUAAAAAAUUCCGCAAUGGUCAUCACAAUACAGGAUCCUGCAAGUCAGAGGCUAACCUGGUACAAGCCUCCGCUGACCGUACUGGUCAUAAAGAAAGUGCGGGAUGUAUCAGUAUUGCAGCCAUUUGUUCAAUUAGUUCAUUGGCUCAUACAGGAGAAAUGUAUGGUGGUCUUUGUGGAGCAAUCAGUAAUGGAAGACACAUUGUUACUUAAUAAUGGAGAAUUCGGAAGGGUGAAGGAUAAGUUAAUGACUUUCCGGGAUGGAAAAGAUGACUUAACUGAUAAAAUUGACUUCAUCAUUUGUUUAGGAGGUGAUGGAACAUUGCUUUAUGCGAGUUUACUUUUCCAACAAUCAGUACCACCUGUCAUGGCCUUUCAUCUUGGUUCUCUUGGCUUUCUCACACCGUUCCGAUUUGACAACUUUCAAGAGCAAGUCACAAAUGUAUUGGAAGGACAUGCCGCUCUCACUCUCAGGAGUAGGCUCAGAUGCAUAAUAGUCAGAAAGAAUGAGGAUGACAUUAAAAAACCACCGACUAAUUUAUUGGUCCUCAAUGAAGUUGUUGUGGAUCGAGGACCGUCACCUUACCUAUCAAACAUAGAUCUAUAUUUAGAUGGAAAACUCAUCACUUCAGUACAAGGAGACGGACUGAUUGUUUCCACUCCAACAGGAAGCACAGCUUAUGCUGUAGCCGCAGGGGCUUCUAUGAUCCAUCCGAGCGUUCCAGCUAUAAUGGUGACGCCCAUAUGCCCACAUUCUCUUUCUUUUAGGCCCAUAGUUGUACCAGCAGGUGUUGAAUUGAAGGUCAUGUUGAACUCGGGAGCCCGAAACACUGCCUGGGUUAGUUUCGAUGGGAGAAAUCAACAGGAGCUGAAAGUUGGAGAUAGCCUUACAGUUACAACUUCGGUGUACCCUGUACCUUCGAUAUGUGCCCAGGAUCAGAUCUCGGACUGGUUUGAAUCCCUGGCUGAAUGUCUUCACUGGAAUGUGAGGAAAAGGCAAAAACACUUAGACGAACUGAGUGACCUGACUCACUCGAGCUCAAAUGACACGCUAGACUCAUUUGAACAGGCGGACCAAGUAGACUGCUGACCAAAAGAAAAAAACAGGGAAAAAAGAAAAAGAAAAGAAAAGAAAUAAACAGAUAUCGCUAAGAUGGUGAUGGUGAAGCUAGGACUUCCAGGUGUCAAACAAUAAAUAUUUAUUCUUUUGAUAAUCCCAGAUCUUGUGUAUAUAAGAGGUCAAAUCCAAUCCUAAGUAUGUACAGAUACGAUAUAUAUUUUUAUAUUCAUAUAUACAUUGGAAUUAGACAUCUGGUUGAAAAGUACCUUUGGUUAAAUUUGUUACGAUGAUACGCAUUAAAGAUUGUAUUACAAUUUUAUUGGCAUAAUUUUAUAUGUUGUUAAUAAAUAACUUGUCUUGUU